AUGAGUCACAGCCGAGACCCUUAUUGGGGCACGGUCAACAGGGGUACGGCAGACUGGUUCGGUGUGAGCAAGGACAGCGACAGGAGCCAGAGAUGGAGGAGGAAGAGCCUGCAGCACUGCAGCCAUCUCUACGGGGGUCUAAAGGUUCAGGUGACGAGGGGGACGGAGCUGCCAAGCCUAGACAACUUUUCCCUGGCCAGCACCGAGACCCCUCCUCCCCUCUACGUCCCAUCCCACCACCAUAGUCACCAUCACUAUGGCAUGCAGAAGAUUGUUGACCCCCUAGCUCGUGGCCGUGCCUUUCGUACUAUGGAAGAGGUAGACGGCUUCGGCGUGGCGCUGACUGCCGCCAACCCCUGUACGGCCUCCCUCUGCUCCUAUUCCAGCUCCCGCUCGGCCCUCAGCAGGUUGCCACGGCGACGCAAACGGGAGUCUGUUGCCGUGAUGAGCCUUAGAGCAGCUGCUGCCCUGAUGAAGGGACGUUCGUUAGGCGAAAGCGCCACUAGGCGGUUUCCCAGGCGGAGUUUCUUGCCUCCCAGUGUCUUUGAAGAUGACACAGUUGACUUCCCCGAUGAGUUGGACACAUCGUUCUUCACUGGAGAGGGCUUGCCAGAUGAGUUUUCCAGCUUUGCCGAUGAGGUUUUUGAGACGGCGUCGGAAGCCGCGCGCCGACAGCUGGAUGAGGGCGGGCUCACCGGGAGUGCGCUGGAUAGGAAUGAGCUGGAGAGGAGUCACUUCAUGCUGCCAUUAGAGCGAGGAUGGCGAAAAGCAAAACACGGCUCACCUUUCCAACCCAAGGUGCCGUUGAACCGAGAAGCGGCGAGUCGGAAGCGCGGGAAAAGGAUGGCGGUGCCCGUGAAGAAGCUGUUUGCACGAGAGAAGAGGCCUUACGGGCUGGGCAUGGUCGGCCGUCUCACCAACCGAACGUACCGAAAGCGCAUUAACAGCUUCGUCAAGAAACAGAUCGACGACAUGGAUGAUCAUAGGCCUUUCUUCAGUUACUGGAUCACAUUUGUCCAUUUACUCAUCACCAUCCUGGCUGUCACCAUCCAUGGGAUUGCUCCUGUGGGCUUCUCACAACAUGAGACUGUGGAUUCAGUGUUAAGGAACAAGGGUGUGUAUGAAAAUGUCAAAUUUGUGCAACAACAAAAUUUCUGGAUUGGCCCAAACUCAGAAGCGCUGAUCCAUCUGGGAGCCAAAUUUUCCCCUUGCAUGCGUCAGGAUCGAGAGAUCCACAAGCUGGUACAGGAGAAAAAGUCCAAAGAGCGAGAGUCAGGCUGCUGCGUGAGGAACGAUCGCUCAGGAUGUUUGCAGACUUUACACGAGGAGUGUUCGACCACCUUAGCAGUGUGGGUAAAAUGGCCUCAGCACCCCAGUGCUCCUUAUUUGAAUGGUCAACCACGUCAAUAUGGUGCAGUCUGCCAUCAGGAUCCAAGAAUUUGCCAGGAACCUGCCUCCGUUUCCCCUCACGAGUGGCCCGAAGACAUCACCAAGUGGCCAGUUUGCACCCGGUACAGUUUUGUCAACCACACCAACCUCCCCCACAUAGAUUGCACAAUCACAGGUCGGCCCUGUUGCAUUGGAACCAAAGGACGAUGUGAAAUCACUUCCAGGGAAUACUGUGACUUCAUGCACGGCUACUUCCAUGAAGAAGCCACUCUCUGCUCGCAGGUGGCGUGCAUGGACGACGUAUGUGGUCUGCUGCCUUUCCUCAACCCGGAGGUCCCAGACCAGUUCUCCCGACUUUGGCUGUCCCUCUUCCUUCAUGCUGGGAUCCUUCAUUGCCUUGUAUCAGUAUUGUUCCAAAUGACAGUGCUUCGAGAUCUGGAAAAGCUAGCUGGCUGGCUGCGGAUCUCCAUCAUCUACAUCCUUAGCGGCAUCACGGGGAACUUGGCGUCAGCCAUUUUCCUGCCUUACAGAGCGGAGGUCGGUCCAGCUGGGAGUCAGUUCGGCAUCCUGGCGUGCCUCUUUGUGGAGCUCUUUCAGAGUUGGCAGAUCCUCGAGAGGCCGCGGCGAGCGCUCGCAAAGCUGCUGGCCAUCAUCGCUUUCUUCUUCUCCUUCGGUUUGCUUCCCUGGAUCGACAACUUUGCCCACCUCUGUGGUUUUGUCUCAGGAUUCUUCUUAUCCUUCGCCUUCUUGCCGUACAUCAGCUUUGGCCGCUCAGACUUGUACCGCAAGAGGAUCCAAAUCUGCGUCUCUCUGCUGGUCUUUGCGGCUCUGCUGUCUUCCCUGGUUGUCCUCUUCUACGUUUAUCCCGUGAAGUGCGACUGGUGCGAGUAUCUCACCUGUAUCCCCAUCACGGACAAGUUUUGCGAGAAGUACGACCUAAACGCAAACCUCCUUUGA
Molecule: messenger RNA, 2346 nt
Organism: Nerophis lumbriciformis (worm pipefish)
Lineage: Eukaryota; Metazoa; Chordata; Actinopteri; Syngnathiformes; Syngnathidae
Source: RefSeq, a predicted model, not a curated record